This is a messenger RNA of Sinocyclocheilus rhinocerous, 406 nucleotides long. RefSeq names its product long-chain-fatty-acid--CoA ligase 3-like. Gene Ontology annotation, molecular function: long-chain fatty acid-CoA ligase activity. The transcript is spliced from 2 exons. The record is from RefSeq and is a predicted model, not a curated record. Gene Ontology annotation, biological process: neuron differentiation; long-chain fatty-acyl-CoA metabolic process; long-chain fatty acid metabolic process. Lineage: Eukaryota; Metazoa; Chordata; Actinopteri; Cypriniformes; Cyprinidae. Bases 35 to 406 code for a protein of 123 amino acids. Gene Ontology annotation, cellular component: lipid droplet; plasma membrane; endoplasmic reticulum.
UAUGCACAUAUUUUCUCUCUGUGUGUAGGAGAUAAUGGAUCGGAUCUACAAGAAUGUGAUGCUAAAAGUGGAGGAAAUUAGUGUUUUUCAGAGGACUCUGUUUCUGUUGGCCUACAACUAUAAGAUGGAGCAGCUUGCGAUGGGAUACAGCACCCCACUGUGUGACAGGCUGGUCUUCCGGAAGGUUCGGGCGUUGUUAGGUGGACGUUUGCGGGUGUUACUGUCAGGCGGCGCACCUCUGUCUGCCGCGACCCAGCGGUUCAUGAACAUCUGCUUCUGCUGUCCUGUAGGUCAAGGCUACGGCCUCACGGAGACCUGCGGCGCUGGGACCAUCAGCCAGCGUGAGAUUCACACCAUCAUUCAGCAUUUCAAACACUAUUAUGCACAUUUUCAUAACCUAUACUAG